AUGGGAGCUGCAGCUGAACGCUGUAAACAAAGGCAAGUCCUGAUUCUUUCUCUCUUGCUGGGAAUGGCUCUAGCAGGCUGGGAAUCCCGUCGUUAUUCCGUGAUGGAGGAAAUGGAGAGUGGGUCCUUUGUGGCCAAUCUUGCAGAGAACCUGGGGAUGGGAGUGGGGGAGCUGGCUGCAAGGGGAGCCCAGGUAGUCUCUGAGGAUAAUAAACCCCACUUGCAGCUUGAUCUGCAGACUGGAGAGUUGUUAUUAAAUGAGAAACUAGACCGGGAAGAAAUGUGCGGCUUCAGUGACCCAUGCGUAAUGCAUUUCCAAGUGUUACUGAAAAGACCAUUAAGAGUAUUUCGAGCUGAGCUACUGGUGAAAGACAUAAAUGAUCAUUCUCCCGAGUUUUCUGAACAAAAAAUGACACUGAAAAUCCCAGAAAACAGACCUCCCGGGACAGUCUUUUCUCUGAAUAAAGCCCAAGACUUGGAUGUGGGCAACAAUAACAUUCAAAACUACAUCAUCAGUCCCAACUCUCAUUUCCAUAUUUCUACCCGCAACAGAGGAGAUGGUAGUAAAUACCCUGAGCUGGUGCUGGACAAAGAGCUAGAUCGGGAGCAGCAGGAGGAGCUCAGACUAACCCUCACAGCUCUGGAUGGAGGCUCUCCACCCAGAUCUGGCACUGCCCAAAUUCUAAUUGUGGUCUUAGAUGUCAAUGACAACGUUCCUGACUUUGCACAGAAGCUUUACCAGGUGCAGAUUCCAGAGAACAGCCCUGUGGGUUCUCUAGUUGUCAAGGUCUCUGCUAGGGAUUUAGACACUGGGACAAAUGGAGAAAUAUCAUAUUCCCUUUCUUAUAGUUCUCAGGAUACAAGCACAACUUUUGAGUUAAACAGGAUUUCAGGAGAAGUUCGCUUACGGAAAAAACUUGAUUUUGAGGCAAUACCCUCAUAUGAACUAGAUAUUGAUGCUUCUGAUGGUGGAGGACUUUCUGGAAAAUGCUCUAUCUCCAUUGAGGUGUUGGAUGUUAAUGAUAAUGCCCCAGAACUAACUGUCUCAUCAUUUAGCAACCCCAUUCCUGAAAAUGCUCCUGAAAUAGAAGUUGCCCUCUUUAGGAUUCGAGAUCGAGACUCGGGAGACAAUGGAAGGAUGAUUUGUUUCAUCCAGGAAGAUGUUCCGUUCACAUUGAAACCAUCUGUUGAAAAUUUCUACAAGUUGGUCACAGAAGACGCGCUAGACAGAGAGAGCCAGGCAGAGUACAACAUCACCAUCACGGUGACAGACAUGGGAACCCCCAGGCUGCAAACACAACACACUAUCACAGUACUGGUGUCCGACGUGAAUGACAACGCCCCCGCCUUCAGCCAGCCCUCCUACACCCUGCUGGUGGGCGAGAACAACAGCCCCGCACUGCACAUAGGCAGCGUGAGCGCCAGUGAUCCCGACGCGGGCAGCAACGCCCAGGUGACCUACUCGCUGCUGCCUUCCCAAGACCCACAGCUGCCACUCGCCUCGCUGGUGUCCAUCAACGCCGACAACGGGCAGCUGUUCGCGCUGCGCUCGCUGGACUUCGAGGCCGUGCGCGCCUUCGAGUUCGGCGUGGGCGCGUGGGACCGCGGCUCGCCCGCGCUCAGCAGCCAGGCGCGGGUGCGCGUGCUGGUGCUGGACCGCAAUGACAACGCGCCCUUCGUGCUGUACCCGCUGCAGAAUGCGUCGGCGCCCUGCAGCGAGCUGGUGCCCAGGGCGGCAGAGGCGGGCUACCUGGUGACCAAGGUGAUGGCGGUGGACAGCGACUCGGGCCAGAACGCCUGGCUGUCUUUCCAGCUGCUCAAGGCCACGGAGCCCGGGCUCUUCAGCGUGUGGGCGCACAAUGGCGAGGUGCGCACUGCGCGGCCGCUCAGCGAGCGCGACGCGCCCAAGCACAGGCUGCUGGUGCUGGUCAGGGACAAUGGCGAGCCGCCACUGUCAGCCAGCGUCACGCUGCACGUGCUGCUGGUGGACGGCUUCUCGCAGCCCUUCCUGCCGCUGCCCGACGCGCCGCCCGACGCGCCUCCCGAUGACCGCCUCACCGUCUACCUGGUGGUGGCCUUGGCCUGCGUGUCGUCGCUCUUCCUCUUCUCCGUACUGGUCUUCGUGGUGGUGCGCCUGUGCCGGCGGGCCGGCCCGCCUGCGGGGGUUCCCUACCCGCUGCCCGACGCGCAUUUCCCAAGACACCUGCUGGACGUCAGUGGCACUGGGACCCUGUCGCACAGUUACCAGUAUGAGGUGUGUCUGGCGGCGGGCGCUGGCACUAAUGAGUUCAAGUUCCUCAAGCCUAUCUUGCCAGAUUUCCAGAAUCACGUUACUGGGAACAAUAGUGAGGAAACCCCCACUCUCCGCAAUAGCUUUGGAUUUAAUUAGUAAAAGAAACAUCUCUUUAAAGGUAUUUACUUCCUUCAUAAAUUCUUAUUGGGGUCAAGUUUCUUCAACCUGU
This is a messenger RNA of Sorex fumeus (smoky shrew), 2461 nucleotides long. Its product is annotated as protocadherin beta-15-like. Gene Ontology annotation, molecular function: calcium ion binding. Lineage: Eukaryota; Metazoa; Chordata; Mammalia; Eulipotyphla; Soricidae. Gene Ontology annotation, cellular component: plasma membrane. The record is from RefSeq and is a predicted model, not a curated record. Gene Ontology annotation, biological process: homophilic cell-cell adhesion.